Anopheles marshallii is the source of this 1083-nucleotide messenger RNA. RefSeq lists its product as uncharacterized. The transcript has 2 exons. Lineage: Eukaryota; Metazoa; Arthropoda; Insecta; Diptera; Culicidae. Bases 1 to 1083 code for a protein of 360 amino acids. The record is from RefSeq and is a predicted model, not a curated record. Gene Ontology annotation, molecular function: protein binding.
AUGGUGCAAUAUUCGAUAAUUGUCCUGUUGGCGGCCAUCUGCGGCGCUUACGGAGCUGGAUACGAGCAGCGAGAUUUCAUUCGCGAUGGUAUUUGCUACGAGCGCAGCAGUGCAAUAUUUUCACACAUCGGCUCAUUUCUCGAUCCCAAACGGCAAAUAAGAAUCUUGUCCGACUUUACUACUGGGGCGAUGUAUGAGCAGAGCUGGAACUCGUCUUCCUUUAAGCGCUACAGCGAAUGUAAAUUCACGAUACAGGCAACGGAGGGCAACGGGGUGUACGUGACCAUUCGCAAAAUGAACAUGCGGCGUGACGCGAAAGGAAACUGUAUAGAUGUUGUCUCGGUGAAGCAGAGCAACGACAAAAAGGUGCGCUUCUGCUUCUCGCCAAAGGACGUGCCAAGAAGUUUUUCCGAUCCAUACUACUUAAAGAUCACGAUCAAGCUGGACCACUCGACACCGCUACCGACCGUGGACGAUAUGCUUUACAUACAGAUAGUGGCAACGCAGAAAAGAGAGUGCACCGGCAACAAGGCACUCGAGCUAAAGUGUGAACCGUACGUUUCCAACUCGUGCAUACACCGAUCGUUCGUCCACGACGGCACAGUCAACUGUCCGAACUGCCAGGACGAAGCGAGCUGCGAGCAGGAGCCGGUGGAAAUAAACGUCGUGAGCCACAUAAAUGAAAAAAUAGUACUCACCGGAAUUGCGUCCCUGCUCUUGACGGCCUUCAUGUUUGGCGCCUGUUUCCUGUGCCUUUAUAAGAGCAGACAGUGGGUACCGAGGUGCAGCAGUAGCAGCAACAGCAGCAUUAGCAAUGGCACCAGAGAUAAUGUGCCCCGGUCGGGCCGCAUCCGGGCACAACACGGACGUGGCAAUGUGGUCGCCGGCGUACAUUCGGUGGAGCUGCGCGGCUCGUCGAACGAUCUGCGACCGACCGCACCGGAGGAAAAGGAUCUACCGCCCAGCUACGAUGCUCUGUUUCCUACCACCGCAGUUGCCUCCAGCACUUCUGCUGGGCCUACGACGGUCUCGACAGCGACCUCUCCGACCAUACCGAAGGCCAGCAUGGAAGAUUUGGCGUAG